AUGUUUCUGAACCACCGGCCGUUGCUCGUCCUCUUUCUUUUCUUGGCUGCGAGUCCAGUGGACGUGUUGUCCCGAGUGCUGUCCUCGGAUGCCAAUCCGGACGGAUUUCCGGAUUACGGAAACGGUACGCUCUCCUCGGACCCUCUCUUCGAGCUCUUCCCCAAUCCUUUGCACCUUCUGUGCCCCGUGUGCAGUCUGCUCCAGUUCCUACUCGGCGGACUUUUGGGCUCUUUGCUCGGCGGCGGACUCGUCAAGCAAUUGGGAAUAUUUGCGUGCUCUUUGCUGCUCAGUACUCCGCUCAAGAUCCCGUUCCUUCCCAAUAUCAUUUGUACAGUCGUCUUUGAGGUUGGUCCCGGUUUCAGAGUUGGAUAACAUCAAUAGGAACGGUUCCCACAAUACAGUCCAUUCAAAGCUAUAUAUCUCAGCUGUCUGUGGAUAUAUUAAAAAGUGGUCAACUGAUUAAAUGUACAAAAUCUUUUAAUGAAAAAUUAAUUAGUUGACAACUUGGAGUACCAUUCUAUCUGGCUUCUUGGAAACUUUUGAAGAAUGAAAAUUGAUAAUCUAAGACCCUGAUUGCAAAAUAGCUUCUUACUAAUAGGUCAAAGUAUUGAAAUUGAACACCAAGUUGCAAAACGUCGAAACUUUUUUCAGAUAAUCGCCAUUCUCUCCAAAAAGACGAAAUCCGGAAUUUGCCCGCUUCUCCUUCUGUGUCCGAAAUCGAAAAAGGGCGUAACGACGACGAAGAAGCCAUUUUUGACGACCGAGGAGGAGUACGAAUCCCGAAUUGUGAGCAUCAUCGAGAACGAGGACACUGCCAAUUUGUCCCCCCAGAUGGAAUAUUUCUAUCGUGAUUUGAUCGAUUUCCUUCCACUUCAGCCAUUGAAGGGUUCUGCAGGUUCAUUUUUCGGCUCUUUUUCGAUGCAUACUUUUUGAGUUUCAGCGGAACAGCAGGCUCUUCAAGUGAUCCGUAAUCUGGUAGCAGCCAUCGAAUACCACGUGGCUCAUCGUUCCGAGUAUCUGGCGGCUAUUGCUAAAAAUGUAGAAUAA
Molecule: messenger RNA, 1047 nt
Organism: Caenorhabditis sp. 36 PRJEB53466
Lineage: Eukaryota; Metazoa; Nematoda; Chromadorea; Rhabditida; Rhabditidae
Source: the annotation of a GenBank genome assembly